AUGGCCCAACACAUUGGAAGACGUUUGAUCGGACUGGCAGUGAUUCUGUUAGUAGCACGAGAGAGUUACUGUAUAAGACACGUGAGCUAUAAUCAACAAUCCCACAUUCUACAACAAACGAGCACAGUGGGAAACAGCGGGACAACGUAUGCACUGAACAGCACAGAGCUGUUUGGAAUGCACCUUAACGGGAGGUUCACUAUCUCGGAUGGCAUUAGAAACGAGGUCUUAAAACGUUUCAAAAAUGCGUACAGUGACAGUAAAUGUGACCUAGCGACGGAUAGUGGACACUGCAACAGCCCCUCUCGACAAGUAGUGGAACUGAGGAAGGGACUUUAUAACUAUGGAGCCGAGAGACAGAAGAGACAAGAGACAUCUUUAUCCAGUAUAACUGGAUCCGGCUGUGGCCACAAGUUUGACUGCUACAUUAGCGCAGAUGCAAAGCGUAAGAUCGUGCAGAAGUGCUGGCUAUAUGAUCUAUACGCAGACAUUCAUGAUGACCAAAGCUCCUCAAGCAGCCCUCAGGGUCAAACCACUGGCCCCAUAUCACUCCACAAGAUAUCAGUGGCUGGAGCUGCACUGAGGUGGGCUGACAUCAGUGACUACAUGAGUAAGGUUGGGGAUAAAUUGGUCCCAACGAAGCCGGGUUCCAGUCAGAAUUUUGACUAUUCCACCAUCUACAGUGAGAUUGAAUGUGAAAUGAAAGCGAUAAAUAUUGACACAAGAAGUAAUGCACCAAACCAGAUAUUCGAUCAACACGCAGACCUGAUCCAGAAGCUGCACAAUCAUUUCUACCAGUUGAAAAACGCUGUAAAGAAGAAGGAUGGAAAGAAUUACGACUGCUACAGCGAGCUACUACAGCUGAUGAAGCAUCUCACAGACCUUGUAGAAAAAGAUGAACAAAACUGGGAAGACAUAAUGAAGGUAGAAGUGUUUAAAAAAAUGGUGAUAAAACUUGAUGACACAGCUAACGCCGUACAUAAAUACUACACCAACGACACCCCAGAAAAAAAAGGGAUAUAUUUCUGUCAUCAUCAGAUAUUAGUCGAAUACACUAGCUUUGUUAACGAGAGAAAAGUGGCUAUAGAUAAGCUUAAAGUUGAUUUCGGUGUCACGUCGAACAAAGGAGUCCUUAACAACAUGACGAGUACGACGAUGAUAUUCAAAUCGCUGACCAAGUUGCUGUUUAAGACCCUGCUGAUGUCCACAAAGGAUCGCUAUGCUGACAUAAACAAGGAAAUCGAGAAGGUCAGUGUGACUCUUAAGUUGCUGCAUAAUAAGUGA
Bolinopsis microptera is the source of this 1284-nucleotide messenger RNA. RefSeq lists its product as uncharacterized. The coding region runs from base 1 to 1284 and encodes 427 amino acids. The record is from RefSeq and is a predicted model, not a curated record. Lineage: Eukaryota; Metazoa; Ctenophora; Tentaculata; Lobata; Bolinopsidae. The transcript is spliced from 11 exons.